GAAAGUUGCGAUUCAGAUAUAAUUGCUAAUUUACACUCCGAUCGGCUGAUCGACUUCAAUUUCGGGCCAAGGAUGAACCGCAACCGUGGCAGAGGCGCCGGAGGCCGCUCGACUGCUAAUCAUGGAGUGCGAUCUUCACGUUCGCCUUUUCAUUCUACCAGCUCAAUCCCUAAUGAAAGUGUCUGGCAGCCUCAAGGAUCCUCCUUGGAGCAUGGUGCUGAAUCCUUACCAUCCUAUAGAGCUCGGGAAACAAAAGUUGAUGGUAUCGCGGAGCAAGUUGCUAGUGUCCCCCCAUUAAACAAUCCAGACACACAUGAUGAUAAUCCCCGAAGUACAUAUUCUAAUGGUGCAAAUUGUUGGCGGCAACAUGGAGAAUCCCGCUUGACACAUAAUACUACAUCAUAUUCAUGUGAAAGGCCGGGCAGGGAAACAUUUGCUGAUGCUAUCUCUGGGCGAUUUGCAAGUAUGACCCCGUUAGACAAUCCAUACAAGCAUGAUGUUAGUCCACAAAGUAUAUCCUCUCAAGCAAGAACUCCUAAGCAGGUGAAACCUUAUAGUGGCAUGGACCAACCAUUUUCUGCUUCUUCAUCCGGAUCUAGACACAAGGAUUCCCCAUCGUCUUGUCUGUCUGGAAAACUGCUAUCACCGGAUCACACAGGUAAUGUUGUUUUUGACAUAUGCCAUAAGAAUAACCCGAACACUUUCAAGCUACAACCCUCGCUGUUGGAGAAGAAUAGAGAGAAAAGGAAAGAAACUAAGCACAGUAUGGAUGCUCAAGACAUCAAAAUCUUAGGUGAUGGUAUGCUUCUUUUAAAGAGUUUCAUCCCCUUGAUGGCUCAGGUCAGGUUAGUGAAAACUUGCCGGGAGUUGGGCAUUGGUUCCGGAGGAUUCUACCAGCCUGGCUAUAGGGAUGGAGCAAAGCUGUCCUUGAGGAUGAUGUGCCUUGGUAAACACUGGGAUCCUGAAACCAGCAAGUACAAUGAUCAAAGGCCUUUUGAUGGUGCAAAGCCUCCAGUAGUACCCGAUGAAUUUUGCAAUUUGGUUAAAAAUGCACUAUGCCAGACCCGAUCAUAUUUGGAAAAACAAUUGAAAUAUAAAGACAUAGAUACUGUUCUUCCCUUAAUGUCACCUGAUAUCUGCAUUGUCAAUUUCUACACAGCUACUGGCCAUCUCGGUCUACAUCAGGAUAAAGAUGAAAGUCGGCAAAGUUUGGACAAAGGGCUUCCUGUGGUCUCAUUUUCCAUCGGUGAUACUGCAGAAUUUUUGUAUGGCAGCGAGAAGGACAUAGACAGGGCUAACAAAGUGUUGCUGGAGUCAGGGGAUGUGUUAAUCUUUGGUGGCAAAUCAAGGCUAAUAUAUCAUGGUGUGAGCUCCAUUAAACUAGGAACUGCUCCUAAGAAUCUAUCAGGCAAAACUAAUCUUCAACCGGGUCGUCUGAAUCUCACUCUUAGACAGUACUGAGAAUGUUAUAGGUACUUCCGUGUGUUUUCUAUGCUACAAUAGACCAUUGUGGCCCCGCCUUAUGUAACUCUGUUUUGCUUUCUACUUUUACCUUGUCUUUUAGAUAUUUUGUUUUUGACGUAAAAUCUGGGUGGAAUGCGUCUCUUUUUCAUUUUAGAUUGGAACAAAUUUUUCCAAUACUAAUUGGAGGUGUGGA
This is a messenger RNA of Cuscuta campestris, 1657 nucleotides long. NCBI's taxonomy places the organism in Eukaryota, Viridiplantae, Streptophyta, Magnoliopsida, Solanales, Convolvulaceae. The record is from the annotation of a GenBank genome assembly.